GCCAGGUAGAAGCAGAUGAAGGUAUUAGAAAAAGGAGAGAAAAAAGUUGGAAGAAAGAAAAUGGUUCUGCUAGACAAGAUUUGGGAUGAUGUUGUUGCAGGUCCUCAACCUGAACGUGGCCUCGGCAGGCUUAGAAAGUUAGCCACCCCCUUGAACAUCAAAGAUGGUGAACUUGGGGAGGGGAGCAAGUACCAGAGGUCGAUGUCGAUGCCGGCGAGUCCAGGGACGCCGUCAACACCGGUGACACCAACAACACCGGCAUCGGCUCGUAAGGACAACGUGUGGAGGAGUGUUUUCCACCCUGGGAGCAACCUUGCCACCAAGGGCAUCGGUUCUGAUAUCUUUGACAAGCCACAGCCCAACUCUCCUACUGUUUAUGAUUGCAACCAAAAGGAGGCUAACCGUAACAGGUGGAAGGAGGAAAACCUGGCUCUCUGUUUCAUAGGCGCGUGGAAAUGAACCAUUUUAGUGACUUGGGUAAACAAAAUCAUGCUCAUGCAUGGGCUCUACAGUGGGGAGACGAGGAGCAAGCAUCAUCGCUGAAGUGGAUAGACAGACUGACUGAGUGACUGAUGAUAGCAUGUAAAUAGCGUUCCUUUUGCAACGUGUCCUUGUCGUUUUGAUGUUCUUGUGGCAACGUGUCUUUCUUUGAUUUGCAAACCGAGGGUUGAUGUAUGCUUUGUUUUUGGUACUGGCACGGUUUAUUCGAUCUUUAUGAAGGCGAAGAUCUGCCGUGUGCGGUGGUGUGAUUAGCCUC
Messenger RNA from Tripterygium wilfordii, 757 nucleotides. RefSeq names its product auxin-repressed 12.5 kDa protein-like. NCBI's taxonomy places the organism in Eukaryota, Viridiplantae, Streptophyta, Magnoliopsida, Celastrales, Celastraceae. The record is from RefSeq and is a predicted model, not a curated record. The transcript has 4 exons. The coding region runs from base 16 to 459 and encodes 147 amino acids.